UCUCCUGGUAAGGCUUCUGGCUAUCACUUCUGAAUACUGUGUUUUUUUGUUUUAGAAAAAAAUGGCUGUGAAUUUUGGUCUGUCUUUGAGAAUUACUUGGAUUUGUUGCCUGCUGAUUGUAGGGAUAACCUGUUAUCCUCCACCUAAAGGUGACUAUAGAUAUCUUCCCCAAAUUGCAACAAAGGGAACCGGCUCCUACGCCCCCGCAGCAGCAAAGGGAACCGGCUCCUACGCCCCCGCAGCAGCAAAGGGAACCGGCUCCUACGCCCCCGCAGCAGCAAAGGGAACCGGCUCCUACGCCCCCGCAGCAGCAAAGGGAACCGGCUCCUACGCCCCCGCAGCAGCAAAGGGAACCGGCUCCUACGCCCCGCAGCAGCAAAGGGAACCGGCUCCUACGCCCCCGCAGCAGCAAAGGGAACCGGCUCCUACACAACGGAAGCACCCGGCCCCAACGCCCCCGCAGCAACGGAAGCACCCGGCCCCAACGCCCCCGCAGCAACGGAAGCACCCGGCCCCAACGCCCCCGCAGCAACGGAAGCACCCGGCCCCAACGCCCCUCAGCAACGGAAGCACCCGGCCCCAACGCCCCCUCAGCAACGGAAGCACCCGGCCCCAACGCCCCCGCAGCAACGGAAGCACCCGGCCCCAACGCCCCCUCAGCAACGGAAGCACCCGGCCCCAACGCCCCCUCAGCAACGACUGACCCAAAUACCUUAGGUGAAGCGACAGGCGCCCCUGCCUCGGCAGAAGCGACAGGCCUUGAACAGGAGGGCCAACUUCUCAAGCAACUUGGAUUUUAGCAGCAGUGAUGGUUCUCAGGAUGUUUGGUCCGAUGUCGGUGACAAUGAACGCACUCAAGAUGUCAGCUCCAGUAGUACUCAAGGCAGCAUCGUUGAACAGUCUGUUCUCAUUCCAAUCUAGUUACAAAUCGAUUUAUGAGAAUGGCAAAACUGUCUUCUCCCAAACCUGCUACACCCCUGGGGAGGUUAUACCUUUUUGGAUUGCAGAGAUGCUCCCAAGGACUGUAGUGAUGUUGGCAUCUCUGAACCAAGCAUAUCCCCACCUGCUAAACUCUCAACCUGCUAAAGGAACCCCACCACAAGGAAAGGCUCCUGGGAGUGUAAAGUUGUACAUUGCAUCAUCUGAACUUUGUUUCUGAUUUUGUUGUCCUUUUGUACUAAUUAUCUAUCAAUAGAAUUCUAAUGGUGGAUUCAUCCUUUGGCUGCUCCAAUGGUAGUACUUGAUUUAAAUAACCGGAAAUGAUGACAAUUCUGAGUUGUUGCUGACGCUUUCUUUUGUUCCACUGUAUGCGUUUGAUUCGGCCAGGGAGUUCCUCCUGCAUUACUUGAACAAUAAAAUAUUGUUGUGCCUA
Coregonus clupeaformis (lake whitefish) is the source of this 1372-nucleotide messenger RNA. Its product is annotated as skin secretory protein xP2-like. The record is from RefSeq and is a predicted model, not a curated record. The transcript is spliced from 4 exons. The coding region runs from base 62 to 703 and encodes 213 amino acids. Lineage: Eukaryota; Metazoa; Chordata; Actinopteri; Salmoniformes; Salmonidae.